This is a messenger RNA of Pimephales promelas (fathead minnow), 2009 nucleotides long. It is a transcript of the gene seh1l, whose product is annotated as SEH1-like (S. cerevisiae). NCBI's taxonomy places the organism in Eukaryota, Metazoa, Chordata, Actinopteri, Cypriniformes, Leuciscidae. Gene Ontology annotation, molecular function: protein binding; structural molecule activity. Gene Ontology annotation, cellular component: Seh1-associated complex; nuclear pore outer ring. Gene Ontology annotation, biological process: positive regulation of TORC1 signaling; cellular response to amino acid starvation. The record is from RefSeq and is a predicted model, not a curated record.
AGCGAGCAACGAUUUCGAGUAAAAAAAAACAUGGCGCCAGUAGAGUUAAACAUCUCUCCUGAAGUUUGAUUAAACGCCCAUAUGCUGUUUCGUUUAGUGAAUUGUCUGAGAUAUUUUCUUGGUGGCGUCAAGUAGUAGUUUUACUAGAAGAUGUUCGUGGCGAAGAGCAUCGCAGCGGAUCAUAAAGAUCUGAUUCACGAUGUUUCUUAUGACUUUCAUGGUCGCAGGAUGGCGACCUGCUCCAGUGAUCAGAGCGUCAAGGUCUGGGACAAAGGUGAUGAUGGAGAAUGGCACUGCACUGCUAGUUGGAAGACCCAUAGUGGUUCUGUUUGGAGGGUGACAUGGGCGCAUCCUGAGUUCGGUCAAGUGUUGGCAUCCUGUUCGUUUGACCGCACUGCGGCUGUAUGGGAGGAGAUUGUCGGUGAAUCCAAUGAUAAACAGCGUGGUCAGAGUCACUGGAUUAAGAGAACCACACUUGUGGACAGUCGUACGUCAGUGACCGAUGUGAAGUUUGCACCAAAGCACAUGGGCCUGAUGUUGACCACCUGCUCUGCAGACGGUGUGGUGCGCAUCUACGAGGCUCCUGAUGUGAUGAACCUCAGCCAGUGGUCACUACAACAUGAGAUCUCCUGCAAGCUCUCAUGUUCCUGCAUCUCAUGGAACCCCUCCAGUUCUCGAGCACAUCCUCCAAUGAUAGCUGUGGGCAGUGACGACAGCAAUGUCACAUACAGUGGCAAAGUGCAAAUCUAUGAGUAUAAUGAAAAUACAAGGAAGUAUGCCAAAGCAGAGACAUUGAUGACUGUGGCUGACCCAGUACAUGACAUCGCCUUUGCUCCUAAUCUUGGGAGAUCCUUCCAUGUGCUGGCGAUAGCGACCAAAGACGUCCGCAUUUUCAAACUCAUACCAUUGAGGAGAGAGAGCGCCAACAGCUCUGGUCCCACUAAGUUUGAGGUGCAAGUGAUGGCUCAGUUUGACAGUCAUAACUCUCAGGUGUGGCGCGUGAGCUGGAACAUCACCAGUACUCUCCUGGCCUCCUCUGGAGAUGAUGGCUGUGUGCGACUCUGGAAAGCCAAUUAUAUGGACAACUGGAAGUGCACAGAGAUCCUGAGAGGAGACGGGAGCCCAUUGAACGGCUCCUCUGGACACACUGCUGCUCUGAGCACCGUGGGCGUCCCUGGAGCGGCUCAGAUGGUUGUUGGGGCGGCUUCUGCUGGCAGAAAAAAAGCUCAGCUGAUGCCAGGCUAACGGCAUAACAUGGUGAUUGGCUGCUUGCUGCAUGCACACGCACAGGAUUGGACAGAGACCUCAUUGACCCCUCCUCUGCACGGUGUGACACCCGCACACUCUUCUAGCUACUAAUCUGACAGAAGCGUGUGCUGACGGCACAAUCUGUUGUGUGGCUGUUAAAGGAGCUGUGCUUUGUGUGUUCUCUUCAGUGGCACUCACCUGACAUUAGAGCAUUUUUGUAUCGUUGAAGAAAUUACACUAAACAUAAUUCUAAUAUUGACAUUCUUAUUAAUUGUUGUGAUGUGAUGCAGUAUUAACUAUUUAUUUUAAUGUUUUGACGUUUCAAAGCAUAGUUGUCUGCACCCGUUUCCAUUGACUAUAUGUGAACUCUUGCUUUUAAAGGAACAGAUCACUAAAAAUGCUGUCAUUGUUUAUUUGCCUUCAUGUUGUUCUAGAACUUUUUCUGCUGAUACACAAAGGAAAACAUUCUAAAAACCUAAUUUUAAACAAUAAAAUAAAAUCAUUUGCUCAAAAAAGAACACUACACACGUCUGCGCUGUUAGUUUGAAGCUGAUCACCAUGUAUUCUGUGGUGUGAACAGCAGAGGGAAACAUUGGGUCACUCAAACUUUAUUCUGUCUCCAAAUAUGCCUUUGGAAUUACUGGCACAUUACAUUUAAUUUGUCAAACUAACUGUAUUCUAGUAUUUCUGUACCUAUUUUAAGGUAUAGGCACAUGCACAUAUUGUUUGUGUUCAAACAAGCAACCUUUUGCAUCUCUAAA